Molecule: messenger RNA, 5013 nt
Organism: Gadus morhua (Atlantic cod)
Lineage: Eukaryota; Metazoa; Chordata; Actinopteri; Gadiformes; Gadidae
Product: serine/threonine-protein kinase PAK 3
Exons: 16
Coding region: 227-2002 (591 amino acids)
Biological process (GO): protein phosphorylation
Molecular function (GO): protein serine/threonine kinase activity; ATP binding
Source: RefSeq, a predicted model, not a curated record
AUGGGCUAGGGAACAGUGAGCAGUCAGUGAAGCAUCCAGCCUGCCGAACGAGCCUGCUUUUUAGGGUCAGGAACUGGUCUGACAAGAGAAUGGCAGUCGUGCCUGUAAACUGACAAUAGGAGUGUACAGUGGACGAUGAAGCUACCAGCACACUGGACCCCAAGGCAGAGACGCUGAGCAAGAGAAUGUCAAGACAUAUUUCAGGUCCCAGUGAGUGCUGCUGAAGAUGUCUGAUAGUGUGGAUAUUGAAGAGAAACCGCCAGCCCCUCCCCUGAGAAUGAACAGUAGUUCCCGCGACUCUGCCUCACUGAACCACGCCUCCAAACCGCUUCCAAUGGCCCCCGAGGAGAAGAACAAGAAGGUUCGCCUGCGCUCCAUCUUCCCUGGGGGAGACAAGACCAACAAGAAGAAGGAGAAGGAACGUCCCGAGAUCUCGCUGCCCUCCGACUUCGAGCACACCAUCCAUGUGGGCUUUGACGCCAUCACAGGGGAGUUCACUGGCAUCCCGGAGCAGUGGGCGCGGCUCCUCCAGACCUCCAACAUCACCAAGCUGGAGCAGAAGAAGAACCCACAGGCCGUGCUGGACGUGCUCAAGUUCUACGACUCCAAGGAGACGGUCAACAACCAGAAGUACAUGAGCUUCACCUCAGGAGACAAAUCCGCCCAGGGGUACAUUGCAGCAAACAACCUGAACCGGCUGCUGUCGUCCGGGCCACCCGUCAGCCUUAGAACCUGCAGCGCAUUAUUUGACAAGACCCACCCAGCUCAGAGCUCCAGACUCACAGCCACCUCCACCACCGCCGGGGCCAAGACCGCCGCCUCAGAGCCCCCCAUCGCCCCGCCCGUCUCCGAGGAGGAGGACGAGGAGGAAGAGGAGGAGGAAGAGGAGGAGGAGGAGGAGGACGAUGAGGACGAGCUGCCGCCUGUCAUCGCGCCGCGACCGGAGCACACCAAAUCAAUCUACACGCGCUCCGUCCUGGAGCCUAUGAAGCCCCCCAGCCCGGUGAAGGAGGUGGUGACUCCGCCCGAGUCCCAGGUGCAGCCGGAGAACACGUCAGACACCAUGUACCGCCACACCGACCGGCAGAAGAAGAAGUCCAAGAUGACGGACGAGGAGAUCUUGGAGCGCCUCAGAAGCAUUGUGAGUGUGGGCGACCCCAAAAAGAAGUACACACGCUUCGAGAAGAUCGGACAAGGAGCUUCAGGGACCGUGUAUACUGCUAUUGACAUCGCCACAGGACAGGAGGUGGCCAUCAAGCAGAUGAACCUGCAGCAGCAGCCCAAAAAGGAACUGAUCAUCAAUGAGAUCUUAGUCAUGAGGGAAAAUAAAAACUCUAACAUAGUCAACUACCUGGACAGCUACCUGGUGGGGGAUGAGCUCUGGGUGGUGAUGGAGUACCUCGCGGGGGGCUCGUUGACAGACGUCGUCACGGAGACCUGCAUGGACGAAGGCCAGAUCGCCGCCGUCUGCCGGGAGUGUCUUCAAGCGCUGGACUUUCUGCACUCCAACCAGGUGAUCCACAGAGAUAUAAAGAGCGACAACAUCCUGCUGGGCAUGGAUGGCUCCGUCAAGCUCACCGACUUCGGGUUCUGUGCCCAGAUCACUCCGGAGCAGAACAAGCGCAGCACCAUGGUGGGCACACCCUACUGGAUGGCUCCGGAGGUGGUGACCCGCAAGGCCUACGGGCCCAAGGUGGACAUCUGGUCCUUGGGCAUCAUGGCCAUAGAGAUGGUGGAGGGGGAGCCGCCCUACCUGAACGAGAACCCGCUCAGGGCUCUGUACCUGAUUGCCACCAAUGGGACCCCAGAGCUGCAGAACCCGGAGAGGUUAACGUCCGUGUUCAGGGACUUCCUGAACCGCUGCCUGGAGAUGGAUGUGGACCGCAGGGGGUCGGCCAAGGACCUGCUCCAGCAUUCCUUCCUGAAGUUAGCCAAGCCUCUAUCCAGCCUGACGCCCCUGAUUGUAGCCGCCAAGGAAGCCAUAAAGAACAGCAGCCGCUAGGGGGCGCCAUAGUCCUCACCCAAAGCUGGAACCUUGCCUCUAAUGUGUGUGUGUGUGUGUGUGUGUGUGUGUGUGUGUGUGUGUGUGUGUGUGUGUCUGUGUCUGUGUGUGUGUGUGUGUGUGUGUGUGGGGGGGGGGGGGUGACAGAGCCCAAAGAGACGGGUGAUCAGACUUUAAAGAGACAGCACAAGGAUUGGCCGUCCAUCACCGGCUCCCCCCACCACCCCCAAUGAGGAAGGGCGGACGCACGGCCUUGUAGCCAAUCAGCUGCUGCUGAGAGACACUGCUUCCUGGUUCAUGGCUUCCCGUGCUCUGUAUGUGUGCAGGGGUCCAUCUCGAGUGUGUGUGUGUGUGUGCGUGUUCUCUCGCGUGUUAUGUUGUAUGGGCAGAACGUAUCACACAUGCCCUUGCUUGUGUCCUACAUGCUCUCCUCGGGAGAAUAGAGUUUGCCCUACAAACCAAAAUGGGUGUGUUCCAUUUUCCUUAGUGGUUUUCUUUGGGGGGAGGAGGGAGCGGAGGGACCAAUAGCGUUGAGAAUUCCUUCACAGUGUUGCCGGCUCUCGGCUCAGUGCUGUGUCGGCUGGCCCGGGAGAAGUGGGUGAGCCACAUCUGCAUCUGUUCAAUGAAACUCUGGAGAGAGAGAGAGAGAGCGAGAGAGAGCGAGAGAGAGCGAGAGAGAGAGAGAGACUCUGAACGCAGUGUUUGCCUGCAUGACUCUGGAUCAAGAGUGUUCAUCCUCUAGAAACCCUUAUCAUCCCAGGGGAGUGUGCAUGUGUUUGAAUGUGUGCGGUAUUUGUGGUCAUGGUGCGCGUGUGUAUUGGCGGCGGGGGUUUGUCGUUUAGUGAGACGAGUAUCUCUUGAAGCUGAGUGUUACCUCCUUUGAGUCAUCCUCGAGGAUGGGGGUCACUGGAGUUCACCAACGUUGACCUAGAUUCUCUAGAUAGCUUAUUUUUAUUUAAUUAAGACAUUCGGAAAACUGAAACAACUGAAUAUCAUUUUAUGUCCAGAUUCUGCCAGAACGGCUGCCUAUUUAUUAAGGAAGUGGAACUAUUGAUGUAAGAGGAAUUGGGAUGGAGGAAUUCCAUCUAGAAAUGACUUGCAGCUUUGUUAAUUGCGAGUAUACAUCACAUAUGGGUCACAUAUGGACCUCGUAAAAUUGUUACGUCACCCUAUUGAGUGCGAGCAUUUCAACCCAAUCCCCAGAGUAUACACAGCGCUGUGUAUUUCCCACAAGAUAAUUCCAGUUUUUCUCUACUAAGGGCAAGAAAUUAAGAGGAUAUUCGGUCCCUACAAGCCGGCUUUAAAGAUACAGGGUAAAGUCAAGCUCUGCCACGCUCCAUUGAACCUACUUUUCUGAAAACUGGUGGUCCAAACAUUUACAAAAAAUGUUGUCAGGCUGAAAAGCUCUGAAGGCGAGUCAUGAGGUUUCAGAGUACCUUACCACACAUCUGUUUCCCUGGCUAGGAUGGUACGGCCUUCAAAGACAACGCAUUCAUCCAAUGACCUCUCAGAGUUUACUACGUUGCCUCUUGUGCUUCGGUGCCCUAUCGUCUCUUGGUUAGUUGUACGUGAGCUGUAGCUUGGACGUAGUUUAAUGUCUGUUCCUGUGUGUGUGUUUCUGUAAAAUGGGCGGGACAUUUGGCAGUGACCAUGAGAGGAAGUCAGUGGCAUCCCCCCCCGCAAGAGGAGGUUGUUGAAGUAGUGAGUGCCAUGUUUUUUAUGAUUGUAGUACCGUCUUUAAAGUAGUCACGCGUAGCCAGACGUUCGUACAUACAUGGUGUACUGUCGGACCCUCGCCUGCAGGGGGCGUGGUCCUCUUUGGUUAAAACUGGUACUAGUCUUAACGAGCGAAUGGAAGCAAAAAUGUAUUAGUAUAAGUGAACCCCAAUAAUAUGUGGUGACUCCUCUCUUUGUAUAUAAGUCAACUAUAAACUGUGUCAAUAUUACAAUUAGCUUAGUUGGGCAUUUUCUGUGCGUAUGGGUAUGUGUGGGUGUGUCUGCGCGUGCAUGUGUGUGAGAGGGGUGGGGGGGCUACCUCAACCUGCACUAGAUCACGACUCCCUCUCCAGACGCAGGAGCAAGUCCAGCAGGAAGUGGACGUGCAUGAGGAAAAAACAACCAACUGUAAAUUAUAUUCCAUCUUCCAAUAGGGUAAAGAUUGUUAGGAUAUGUAUGUAUGUAUGUAAAUAUGACAAGGGAAAUCCCUUUUUUUCAGAAUUAUGUAACUUAAAUUGACAAUAUUCAGGUUGCUAUAUGGUAUGUAUCUUUCAAUGUUUUGCACCCUGGAAACUGAAAAAAAGAAGGAAAGGAAAGGAGGCACGAGCCGUCUCUUCUCGUCUGAAUCAUAAACUUUGAUUUUCGGACUUGAUUCGUCGGGAUGGAGCAGGCGAACGCGUUUAUUGUUUCGUCACGCGGUCCCCUGGGAGUCCCCUUUCCCCUGGGAGCGGUUGCAUAUGUGUAUCUAUGCUAGCGGCGGGUGAAGUCUGCCCAACAGAGAGCUACAUGCUACGUAGCUUGUCUUGGGACAUCUGGACCCUCUGCCCAUGUACAGCUCUCAACGAUGAGCACAAAGGAUGAACUUUAAUCGGGCCGACUGACUUGUGCAUUUGGUUACCGUGAUGACGCCUGUACAUUCCUAUCUUCUGAAUGUGUGAACCAGUACACGUGGUGUGACGACUCCUCUAUUAAUGUGUAUCAAGAGAACGCAACGAAAACAAAACAAAAAAAAAUGUUUCUUUUUAAAUUAUUAUUAUUAUUAUUAUCAUUACUACUCGGAUAUUGUCUAGCUUUGUUAAAACUGCUGAUUCAUCGGCUUUGUUCAGCAGGCCUUUUCCCCUCCCCUUUAAGAAGAAAACGGCGGGAAAGUGGGGUUUUGGAUAAACUAUUUUUAAUUGUGGUUGAAGCAAUAGACUUUUUGAACUUUGAAUUGUGCAUGACUGUGUCUUGAGUGUAAAUCAAACAAAAUAUUGCAGUUUGGGACUGGACCGAAAUAAAAAAGAGGAAAAGUGUUA